AAAUUGCCUAAGGGGGUUGUGGAGAUUUUUAAGAGCAAGUUAGACAAACACCUCUCAGGGAUGGUCUAGAUAAUACUUAGUCCUGCCAUGAGUGUGAUGACCUCUCCAGGCCCCCUUCAAUUCUAUGAUUCUAAGAAACUCUGAGUUAAAGUACCACACCUAGAUUCAAGUUGCCUUAUAUGCACAAAAACAGAGCCGUUGGCUUAUGUAUUGGGUGAGUCAUAGAAUACUGUAAUUUCAGCAUAUGCUGCCUUAUCUUGUAUUUUUCGUUCUGGUUCCAGAACUCCAAGGUAAUAUUCAGUGAAAUGAAAAGAUGGUAAAUUUUAAAUUGAUAAAGGCAUAUGUUUUUUCAUACAAUAUGUAAUUAGACAGUGGAGUUUAUUGUUACAGGAAGUUACUGAGACCAAGAACUUAGUAAGAUUCUAAAAAAUGAUUGGACAUUUAUAUGCAUAUCAAAGAUAUCUAGAGUUGUUAUAAUUAAUUAUACAAAUUUUGAAGGGGGUAUUAAGCCUCAUAUUUAAGGGUUUAAGCAAAUUUCUAGUAAAGAUCAGAAUAAGACCUAAUAUGGGGGCAGAUUAUCCUACAUCUCCCUACUGCAAUGUUCUGAAACCUUCCUCUGAUUUAGCUGGUACUGGUUGUUGUUGGAGACAGGAUACUGAACUAGUUGGACCUUGGGUCUGCUGCAGUAUGGCAUGUCCUGUGUUGCAAAAGAAUAGCUUCUCCCUGAAGCGAUUCAGCGUAUACUCUGCCCCCAUAGAGAUUGUUGCUGAAGUUUGAUAUCAGCAGUAGUGUAAAAGGGUAUUCCAUAACUUUGUGAAGUUUUUAUUGUUUUUAUUUCAUAAUGCUGUAAACUAUAGCAAACAAACCCAUUUUUAGUUGGAAAACUGAACUGACUUACCCUCUAACCUCAAAAGCAGACUCCAGCAUUGAUGAGUCAUGUUCUUUAGAAUGAUGUUCGGAGGACUGGUGAUAGGAAGAAAACCUUGUGUUUGCAAAUCUAAAGAUAGUCUGGAGCCUCUUCCAGUGAGGGGAUCUGACUUCGGUGCUUUAGGAGAUGAACCUGAACUAGUUGAAGUUGAACCUGAAGCCAAGCAGGAAGUCCUUGAAAACAAAGAUGUGGUGGUUCAACAUGUACACUUUGAUGGACUUGGAAGGACUAAAGAUGACAUUAUCAUGUAUGAAAUUGGUGACCUUUUCAAGGCUAAAAACCUCAUUGAUGUAAUGAGAAAAUCACAUGAAGCUCGUGAAAAGUUGCUCCGUCUAGGAAUUUUUAGGCAGGUGGAAGUUCUGAUUGAUACAUGUCAAGGAGAUGAUGCCCUUCCAAAUGGUUUAGAUGUUACAUUUGAAGUAACAGAACUGAGAAGACUAACUGGAAGCUAUAACACUAUGGUUGGCAAUAAUGAAGGCAGCAUGGUUCUUGGGCUCAAACUCCCUAAUCUCCUUGGACGUGCAGAGAAGGUGACCUUCCAGUUUUCCUAUGGAACAAAGGAAACUUCAUAUGGCCUAUCAUUCUUCAAACCACAGCCUGGAAACUUUGAAAGAAAUUUUUCAGUUAACCUGUAUAAAGUAACUGGACAGUUCCCUUGGAGCUCCCUUCGUGAGACUGACAGGGGACUAUCGACAGAAUUUAAUUUUCCCAUAUGGAAGACCAAUCACGCACUGAAGUGGGAAGGUGUUUGGAGAGAGCUUGGCUCUCUUGCAAGAACAGCCUCCUUUUCUGUUCGAGAAGAAAGUGGACACUCUCUUAAAUCUUCUCUCUCUCACACCAUGGUAAUCGAUUCUCGGAACUCUUCGAUCUUGCCAAGACGAGGUGCUUUGCUGAAAAUUAAUCAGGAGCUAGCUGGCUACUCAGGUGGAGAUGUGACCUUUCUAAAAGAGGACUUUGAGCUUCAGCUGAAUAAGCAACUUUUAUGGGAUUCAGUUUUUUCAGCAACUCUCUGGGGUGGAAUGUUGGUUCCUAUUGGAGAUAAGCCCUCCAGUAUUGCUGAUAGGUUUUACCUUGGUGGACCAACGAGUGUGCGUGGAUUCAGUAUGUACAGCAUUGGACCCCAAAGCGAAGGUGAUUACCUUGGAGGAGAAGCCUAUUGGGCUGGGGGCCUGCACUUGUACACACCUCUCCCUUUUCGGCCAGGUCGUGGGGGAUUUGGAGACCUCUUUAGAACGCACUUCUUCCUCAAUGCUGGAAACCUCUGCAAUCUUAACUACGGUGAAGGUCCCAAAGCUCAUCUCCGGAAGCUGGCUGAGUUCAUCCGAUGGUCUUACGGUGCUGGAAUAGUGCUCAGACUUGGAAACAUUGCUAGAUUAGAACUUAACUACUGUAUCCCUAUGGGAGUACAGGGUAGUGACAGGAUAUGUGAUGGUGUCCAGUUUGGAGCUGGAAUAAGAUUCCUGUAAUAUUACAGAAACACUUCAUGCUUCUGUCAAAAAAGAGAGCACUUGAAUAAAAUAUGGCUCACAGUGA
Dermochelys coriacea (leatherback sea turtle) is the source of this 2461-nucleotide messenger RNA. It is a transcript of the gene SAMM50, whose product is annotated as SAMM50 sorting and assembly machinery component. Gene Ontology annotation, cellular component: outer membrane; SAM complex. The record is from RefSeq and is a predicted model, not a curated record. Gene Ontology annotation, biological process: protein insertion into mitochondrial outer membrane; mitochondrial respiratory chain complex assembly. The coding region runs from base 937 to 2394 and encodes 485 amino acids. Lineage: Eukaryota; Metazoa; Chordata; Testudines; Dermochelyidae. The transcript has 15 exons.